Molecule: messenger RNA, 1656 nt
Organism: Sporothrix brasiliensis 5110
Lineage: Eukaryota; Fungi; Ascomycota; Sordariomycetes; Ophiostomatales; Ophiostomataceae
Product: T-complex protein 1 subunit delta
Exons: 4
Coding region: 1-1656 (551 amino acids)
Biological process (GO): protein folding
Cellular component (GO): chaperonin-containing T-complex
Molecular function (GO): ATP hydrolysis activity; ATP-dependent protein folding chaperone; ATP binding
Source: RefSeq, a predicted model, not a curated record
AUGGCAGCAGUGGCUCCGUCGGGCGGAGGCCCAUCAAACGCUGCUUUUCGCGACAAGGAGAAGCCGCUGGCUGUGCGCUCGGCCAACAUCGUCGCCGCACGAGCUGUCGCCGAUGCUAUCCGUACCUCCCUCGGCCCUCGCGGCAUGGACAAGAUGAUUCGCAGCGGCAAGGGCGAAACCAUCAUCACCAACGACGGCAGCACCAUGCUCAAGAGCAUGGCCGUACUGCACCCCACCGCGAAGAUGCUGGUCCAGCUGUCGCACGCACAGGAUGUGGAGGCUGGUGACGGCACGACGUCCGUUGUGGUUAUCUGCGGCAGCCUGCUCGGCGCCGCCGACCGCCUGCUGUCCAAGGGCAUCCACCCCUCUGUCAUCUCCGAGUCUUUCCAGCGCGCGGCCGCGGCCGCUGUCAAGAUCCUGCACGGCAUGUCGCAGCCCGUGGCCCUGACCGACACAUCUGCGCUGCUGCAGGCCGCCAACACGUCGCUGUCGUCGAAGAUUGUGUCCCAGUACGCCAACUUGCUCGGUCCCAUGGCCGUCAACGCCGUCACCAAGACGAUCGACCUUAAGACGGCCGACAACGUUGACCUGCGCAACAUCCGUGUCGUCAAGAAGGUCGGCGGCACAAUUGAGGACAGCGAACUGGUCGAUGGCCUCGUCCUGACGCAGCCCGUGCUCAAGAACGCCGGCGGCCCCACCCGCAUCGAGAAGGCCAAGAUUGCCCUGGUUCAAUUCCAGCUGUCGCCCCCCAAGCCAGAUGCAAUCAACGACUACCGCCAGAUGGACAAGAUCGUCAAGGAGGAGCGCUUGUACCUACUGAAUAUGGUCAAGAAGAUCAAGAAGGCCAAGUGCAACGUCCUUUUGAUCCAGAAGUCCAUUUUGCGUGACGCUGUUAACGAGCUCUCCCUGCACUUCCUGGCCAAGCUUGGCAUCCUUGCCAUCAAGGACAUUGAGCGCGACGAGGUCGAGUUUAUCUGCAAGUCUACCGGCUGCAAGCCCAUUGCCGACAUCGACUCGUUCGCUGAGGACAAGCUGGGCAGCGCCGACCUGGUUGAGGAGGUCACGUCGUCAGGCUCGCGUCUCGUCAAGAUCACCGGCACGGCCAAUAGCUUGGUGUCGGGCUCGUCGUCGUCCUCUGCGUCGGCCAGCGGUUCGGCUGCUGCCGCCGCUGGCAUCACAGGCCGCACCGUGUCGGUUGUGGUGCGUGGUGCCAACAGCCUCAUUCUCGACGAGGCGGAGCGGUCUCUGCACGACGCUCUGUGCGUGGUGCGGUGCCUGGUCAAGAAGAAGGCGCUGAUUGCCGGUGGUGGGGCACCGGAGAUUGAAAUUGCCGCCCAGCUGAGCAAACAAGCGCGUGCGCUGACGGGCACGGAGGCCAUCUGCUGGAAGGCGUUUGCAGAGUCGCUUGAGGUGAUUCCGACGACGCUGGCAGAGAACGCCGGCCUGAACCCUAUCAAGGUUGUCACCGACCUGCGGCACCGUCACGAGAAGGGCGAGGUGAACGCGGGUGUCAGCAUCAAGUCGGGCGGUGUCAACACCAACAUUGCCAAGGAGAACGUUCUGCAGCCCUUGUUGGUGAGCACGAGCUCGAUUGAGCUGGCGGCCGAGACUGUCAAGAUGAUUCUGCGGAUAGACGACAUUGCCCUGAGCAGAUAA